Dipodomys spectabilis (banner-tailed kangaroo rat) is the source of this 1673-nucleotide messenger RNA. RefSeq names its product protease associated domain containing 1 (gene Pradc1). The transcript is spliced from 5 exons. Bases 672 to 1238 code for a protein of 188 amino acids. Lineage: Eukaryota; Metazoa; Chordata; Mammalia; Rodentia; Heteromyidae. The record is from RefSeq and is a predicted model, not a curated record.
GAAAGAUGUCCACGGUGACAAAUGGACACAGCUAGUGGGAGGGAAGCGGGCGUGGCAAAUCGCACCGGCCAGCGCCCCCUGGCGGGCGUGGUGCACCGAGCCACGGCCCCCGCACCCGCCGACUGUGAGCGCGCCGGCGGCGGUGGUGGAACGGAGCCGGGAACCCCCUGGGCGCUUGACAAAUGCCUUUCCUUAAGAGGAUUUGGAGAGGUGGGAAGCAUCACCAGGAGAAGCCAUGGCUGGUCUAGCCAUUGCCAGAGCCAACGGCCAAACCUUUUGGCAGCUGAAGAGACCCCACCUAGCCGCCCACCGGCGUCCUAACCUCUCGGACCCGCCCACUACCAGUGAGGUCCCGGGGAGAUAAAUCUGUACUGGGAAACUCGGGGGCGGGGCUGCAAUGGGGGCCAGCAGUUGCUGUUAGAGUUUGGACCAAUCAGCCUUCGACUCCACUUCUCUUGGCCAGUAGGAAGUGGGUUAGGGCGCAGAGGCGGAAGGUGCGGCUACAUGAGCAGGCGUCAAAGCCAAUCAGCUGUGGAUGUGGUUCCUGUCUGCCAACCAGCAGGGAGAGCGGGUCUGUGGGCGGGAGGCCGGAGCAGCUGUCAGGCUAAAGUCCGGCGAGCUAAGCGCGGCGGGACGGCGGAGGAGACGCGGCGCCCGGCCGGGCCCUGGAGAUGGUCCCCGGCGCCGCGGGCUGGUGGUGUCUCGUGCUCUGGCUCCCCGCGUGCGUCGCAGUCCACGGCUUGCGAAUCCAUGAUUAUUUGUACUUCCAAGUGCUGAGUCCUGGGGACAUUCGAUACAUCUUCACAGCCACACCUGCCAAGGAUUUUGGUGGUAUCUUUCACACGAGGUAUGAGCAGAUUCAUCUUGUUCCUGCUGAACCUCCAGAGGCCUGCGGGGAACUCAGCAACGGUUUCUUUAUCCAGGACCAGAUCGCCCUGGUGGAAAGGGGGGGUUGUUCCUUCCUCUCCAAGACGCGAGUUGUACAAGAGCAUGGUGGUAGAGCCGUGAUCAUCAGUGACAAUGCAGUUGACAACGACAGUUUCUAUGUGGAGAUGAUCCAGGACAGUACCCAGCGGACAGCUGACAUCCCUGCCCUCUUCCUGCUUGGCCGAGAUGGCUACAUGAUCCGCCGCUCCCUGGAACAGCAUGGGCUGCCAUGGGCCAUCAUCUCCAUCCCAGUCAAUGUCACCAGCAUCCCCACCUUUGAGCUGCUGCAACCGCCCUGGACCUUCUGGUAGAAGAGUUACUCCUAUAUUCCAGCUUGAAGUGACCCUGUGCUGGCGAAAGGAAACCCAGGAAUUUUGCUAUUUGGAGUUUGGGGGUAGCAUCUGAGGACAAGUGGAAGCCAGGCAGAUGAAAGGAGACUUGAUCACGCUGAGGAAGGAAGGAAGCCACACCACUCACUGGCUUUCCCUUCCCCAGGGCCUCCAAGGACAUCUCAUGCUAAAGAGACAGGCAAAAGCCAGGCCCCAAAGUCUUCUGGCUAGAAUCAAGCAAAAGGAGCUAAAGGCAGCAGCCUGAAUCAAUCUGACACCUGUCAUAACACCUGCUUCAGCCUCCCCAACCUAGGAUCUCCUCACAGUGACCACAGCAACUGCUGGAGUUGUUUAAGGAACUGGUGUCUGGGGACUCAAACCCUCAUUGACAUUGUAGCAAUAAAGUUUCUCAACAGG